AUGUCGAAAGAAAACGAGCAAACCGCUGGUAACGAAGCUGAUAACGAAUUAUCAGCGUUAUUAGAUAGCGCUUUAGACGAUUUUGGAAGUAUUCGUAAUACUGAUGACGAAAUCGACUUAAUGAUGGCGUCAUAUGAUGAAGCAGCUGCAGAAAAGGCUGCGAAAAAUUUCGAUUCCAUUAUAAAAGACAUUAACGAAAGGAUUACACAUGAACAGAAGAAGACUUGUGAUUCAAGAGGAAAUAUUCGCAUGACUGAAGAAGAACGCAAAGCAGCUGAAAAUUUCCAAAAUAUGCUAAAGGUACUCGUAGAAGCUGAAGAAAGUGCCGAAAAAAUGGAAGAUGGAACUGGUGAUGUCGACGUAGCCUCUAUGCGGGAAUUCCGAAAUCGUUUAAAAAAUUUGGCCGAAGGAGAUCCUUCUGAAUUGUUGCAAGAUUCGCAAUUUGAAACGCUGAACAAUUUGAUGCGAUCCUUUUUUGCGAAAGAUAUAAUGUACCACCCUAUCAAAGAACUUCUCGAAAAAUUCCCGAGUUAUCUGGUAGAACAUACAGAACUUGAUAAUACUACUGUUAUGCGUUAUCAAAAACAGAUUGAAAUUCUGAAGAAAAUCUGUAAUGAAUAUGAGAAAGAAGAUUCAAAUGAUGCAGAAAUCAUGCAGACUCGUUUUGAUAAUAUUAGCACUUCCUUAAUGGAAUUAAUGACUUAUGGAUAUCCUCCGGAUGAAUUAAUUGGAGAGGCUCCAGCUGGUUGGAGUUUGGAUCCAAGUACAGGAUUUCCGAAAGUUGAAAAUAUUUCUGAAGCUGCCCAAUCAUGUACAUUAAUGUAA
Messenger RNA from Dracunculus medinensis (Guinea worm), 825 nucleotides. The record is from the annotation of a GenBank genome assembly. Lineage: Eukaryota; Metazoa; Nematoda; Chromadorea; Rhabditida; Dracunculidae.